Messenger RNA from Cricetulus griseus (Chinese hamster), 4300 nucleotides. The record is from RefSeq and is a predicted model, not a curated record. Lineage: Eukaryota; Metazoa; Chordata; Mammalia; Rodentia; Cricetidae.
UUCUCUCGUUUACAGAUGUUUGAUUUCCUAAUUGGUUUUUUUUUUUUUUCAGUGCUGGGGAUUAAACCCGUGGCUUUGGGUGUACUAGGGAAGCACUCCAUCACUGGGCAAGAUUGCCAGCCCUUCAGUAUUGCUUACUUACAUGGACCUCAGCUGAAUGCCCAGCUAGAAGGUUGGCUUUCACAAGUUCAGUCUACGAAAAGACCUGCUAGAGCCAUUAUUGCCCCCCAUGCAGGAUACACAUACUGUGGCUCUUGUGCUGCCCAUGCUUAUAAACAAGUGGAUCCAGCUAUUACCCGGAGAAUUUUCAUCCUUGGGCCUUCCCAUCAUGUGCCCCUGUCUCGAUGUGCGCUCUCCAGUGUGGAUAUAUAUAGGACUCCUCUGUAUGACCUUCGUAUUGACCAAAAGAUUUACGGAGAGCUAUGGAAGACAGGAAUGUUUGAACGAAUGUCUCUGCAGACAGAUGAAGAUGAACACAGUAUUGAAAUGCAUUUGCCUUAUACAGCUAAAGCCAUGGAAAGCCAUAAAGAUGAGUUUACCAUUAUUCCUGUACUGGUUGGAGCUCUGAGUGAGUCAAAAGAACAGGAAUUCGGAAAACUCUUCAGUAAAUAUCUAGCGGAUCCUAGUAAUCUCUUUGUGGUCUCUUCUGAUUUCUGCCACUGGGGUCAAAGGUUCCGUUACAGUUACUAUGAUGAAUCCCAGGGGGAGAUUUAUAGAUCCAUUGAACAUCUAGAUAAAAUGGGUAUGAGUAUUAUAGAACAAUUAGAUCCUGUAUCUUUUAGCAAUUAUUUGAAGAAAUAUCAUAAUACUAUAUGUGGAAGACAUCCCAUCGGGGUAUUAUUAAAUGCUAUCACAGAGCUCCAGAAGAACGGAAUGAAUAUGAGCUUUUCCUUCUUGAAUUAUGCCCAGUCGAGCCAGUGUAGAAGCUGGCAAGACAGUUCAGUGAGUUAUGCAGCUGGAGCACUCACGGUCCACUGAAGCUCCGACCCUCAGGGACGCCACCUGCACAGACUCACACUCUGUCCGGGGUCCAGCCUAGCCUUUACCAAGAUGUUGGUUCUGGUGUGGGGGGAUCCUGAAACCUCAGACUAAUAGAACUCUCUUAUCUUCUUUUCUAGUAGGUGUAGUCCUCCUUAAUUUCAACUCAUUUAAAAAUGCUUUAUAGUUUGGGGCAGUGGAAGGAAGGCUGGAAUCAGAAUAUUUUGAUUUAAAAAAAAAAAAGAUGACAAUGUAAAGGCCCAAUUGGCAUACAGUUUUUGAAAAUGACUUGUAAAGCAUUUAGCAUAUCUGAAAUUUGCACUCUUUGCAGACUCAUGCACAUAUAUUCCGCUUUCAGAAUAGUUUUGCAGAUUGUACACAGACAAAAAAGGGUGGAAGCUUUUUAAUAAAAGAAAUUGCAUUUAUAAAUGAUCUGUAUUAGAAUAUAAGAAAUCUCCAGUUAUAGACAAUUACUACCCAUGUUGUACAACAGAUACCUUCUAUUUUAGUUGCUAAUAAAGGGCUACACAACUCAAAAUAGUCUGAUUUAAACUUAUUGCUUUGUGGUAUAAAUGGAAAUUGUUUUUUUAUUAAUUCCAUCUCAGAAUUUUUGUUGAAAUGGCAAGCCUCAGCUCCUAUGUAAGAACACUAGAUUAUAUUUUUACAUUUAUGUGAUUUUUUUAAUCACAAAUUAUAGUCAUAUAAUUUUAAAGUUUAACUUUCAGAAUUAUAGUCAUUUGCCUUUUUGUGUCUGACAUACCCUCAUGUCAUGAUUAUAUUGUAGUAGAAUAUAAAUUCAAGGAUGCUUUAAAAACAAUAGAUUUAGUCCUUCAAAUGUUGUGUUUGAUAGUCUGCAAAUGAAGAAACAUGGAAGAGUGUUAUUAGUGUGUUUCAAGUCAUUGCAGACCAUACACCACUAUGUUUUUUUACUGCUUUAAGCAAUUUGACUCUUUUACUUGAAUUUUUAGCAAGAAAUCAUUGACAAUAACAGUAACAAGGCCUAUUGGACUUGUAGUAGUCCUGCAAAAUUUGUUUUUUUGGGGUGGGGGCAUGAUUUUUUGGUGCGGCUCUUCCAACUAAAAUAAUGGUAUGGUGUUGUAUUUCUUUAUCAUAGAUUUAUUCUAGUCAUUUUGGCAAAAAAAAAGUGUAAUUCAUUAAGCCAUCAUGCAUGUUCUCCAUUAUACCUAUUUUAACGUAACACUGGGUGUCUAUAUCACUUUGGACAGUGUUUAUAUCUCCAGUCUUAUGCCCAAGUAGCACAAUUUUUAGAUGCCUUGCACCAAUUUUCUUUGGAGAUUUGCAUUUCUUAUUUAAUAAAUACCAAUUUUAUAUACUCAAGAAUGAGAGAAAAUACUACCUUUUAGAUUCUAAAUUACCUACUUAUACAUGUAGGGAUUAUACUCUUAUAUAUCAAUGAUUUAUUUUCCAUUAUUUAGAUAUGCUUUUGAGUACUAUAUAAAUAUUCUUUGUUUAAUACAGAUUAUAAAAAUUUCUGAAUUGACAAUAGUGAUUUUUCAAAUAAUGUUUUCUGAGUAUAAAAUUUGAAAAUACUGAAAAGUCAGAAGAAAAAAAAUUACCUAUAAUCUCACUACCCAGAGAUACACUGUUAAAUGUUUUUCUGUAUUUUUAGUCCUUGUGUUGUUUAUGAGUGUGUAUGUGUUUGUGUGUGCAUAAUAACAGAAUUGAGAUUAUAGUGCUCAUACAGUUGCAUUAUGCCCUGUUAUCCUAAGUACCUACUACCUAUGUCUUUGAAAAUGCAAUUUAAAAAUGGCUGCCUAAUGUGUUACACUGUAUGAAAAUAAUCAGUUCUCUCUUUGAAUGUUAGGCAGUUUCUAUUCUUCCACAAUUUUAUAAUGGAUGUACAUUCUAUGUAAAAUCUGAACUCUUAUUAUUAGACCCAUUCUCUAGGAUAUAAUCAUGAAAAUGAAAUAAGUGGUUUACAUGGUAAGAAUUUCUUAGGCUCUUUAAAAUACGCCAAAUUACAUUUCUAAUUUCACCAAAUUAACAGUGCCCUUCAUCAGCAUCAUUUUUUCUAAUUUUUGACAAAUUGUUAAACAAAUAAUUGGUUGUUUCUUUUUUCUUAGGAGUUUCUUUCUAGUUAGUAAUUUAUUGUUUUUCUAUAAAUUUAGGGUGGUUUUUGAAAAAUGACAUAAGAGAGAUAUCUGUCUUAGAAGUGUGUUAUACUGUACAUUUUUGUUUCCUCAUUUAUUUGCUUUGAGACAUGGUUUGCCUGUGUAGACCAUACAUGGCCUCAGACUCAUGUAUGAGCCUCCUUCCUCAGCCUCCAAAGUGCUGGGAUUGCAGGUGUGUAGUACUGGGUCUACCGUGUACUGCAUUUUGAAAACCAGAAUAUUCCAGCAUCAGUUUGCCUAUUCUUAGAAUAAGCAGUCUUUUAAAAAAUUUUUUAUUACCUGUUUUUGGAGUAGAAAUAGUUGUAAACUGAUACUGUGUUCAGUUCAAAUUCUGUCUCUGCCAAUAACUAACCAGUUUCCUGAAGUGGUUUUCCCUGUCCUGCUGAAGCUCCCUCAUCUGUGCAGUGUGCAGAUGGUCUCUUAAGCACCUUCUCGUUUCAGAGUGCUGGGUUUUUCGACUUUAGUUUUUAAUAGAUUUUGGUGUAACACACUAGAUAGGUAUAUGAUUUAGAUAUUUUUAUUUCAUCUCUACAUAUGAAAAUGAAAGUGAAAACCUUGUUAUUUUAGAGAAAGCGGAAUUUAAUUGACUAUUAAUAUAAUGAUACCAUCUAAAUUAUUGGACUUAGCCUUCCUAUUUUAAGUGCCUUUAAAGUUUUGUAUUUCAAAUAUAAAAUGUGAAAUUAUCAUGUUCUAUAAUACAGUUCCUUUGUUAAAAACUUAUGAAUCAUUUUCAGCAAGCUUUUAUUUAUCUUAGAUCAUACAGAAAAGUGUAUUUGUGGAGUCCCCUCUCUCCCACUUGUCAAUCCUUAAGAAAUGUUACUCUAGAAAUAAGCUAAUUGAGCAGGUAAGUAAAGUACUCUGCCCUGGAAAUAACAGGCCAGCAUAAAAAAAAACAAAUAACCAGUGAAAGUCCAGUGCUUAUAUUUGUAUAUUCCAGUAUGGAUGUUAUUUCCUGAGCUCUAAUUAAUGGUUUUAUUAUAGCUAUCAUAGUUUGCUUUGGAAGCAUGUAGUUCAUUCCCCUAGAUUAGGGGUUGGUAAAUGUUUUCUGUGAGGAACCAGAUAAUUAUUUUUGACUUUAUAUGCCACAGUGGUCUCUGAUCUGCCAUUGUAAAACAAAAGCAGCCAUAGACAACAUGUAACCAAACAAAUGUGUAUAUGUUUAAUAAAAUUUAAUUUAUAUUAAGAUGGAA